CCGUUGAACUAAGCGUCAGCGGAUGAAUCGCUACGGAACUGGCCUGGAAAUAGAUGCCUGUUGAUCAAGCUUUGGCCUUUGAUACGUUUCAAUUAAACAUCAACGACAGUUCACGACGACUUCGCAACGAUUGAGCCUGUCCGGGCCUUUUGAGCACGAUAGUCUUCAUAAUAAGUGCCACAGAACAACAUGGUGCUACUCACAAUGACGUCCUCCAUUGUAGAGGCGUUAUCGAUUGUCGAGUUGACGGAAACACCAGAGCUUGAAGAUCACGACGAAACAGAGGAAGAAUCACAAUCACCCACUAAAGAACCUUCAUUAGACGACCCAAAACUUGGAAAUCCCAUAUCGCACAGCCAAAUAGUCGACCUCUGGAAGCAGUUGAAAGCACAAGGCAACUCAAACUACACCCUCGAACAACUCCUUCGCGGCGCAUCCGUCUACAUCCCCCCUCCACCUCCCAAACCUGAACCCUCACCCCAAUACAAAGCCCUAAUGGCCCGUCUCCGCCGCGAAGAAGAAGCCCGCACCUACGACCGAAUGAUAAACCCACCUCCCCAACACGAAACCUUCAAAGACCACUUCCCCUCCAGCGCCGCCUCCUUCGCCGCCGCAAACCGCCCAACAUCCUCCGCAGACAUCGGUGACGACGAUGUAGCGAUGGAAGAAGUUCACAAACAAGUCACGCUGAUUAUCAACUUCCUCGUCAGUAUCGCCGGUGUCGCAGGAACAUUAUGGGUUACAGCCCGGUGGUGGAGUCUACCGUCACGGUUAUUCUUGACGAUGGGAGGAAGUAUACUUGUUGCUAUUGCGGAAGUUGUGGUGUAUAAUGCGUAUAUGUGGAAGAUGGAUCAGGGGAGGAAGAAGCAUGGAAAGGUUAAGGAGGUUAGGGAGGUUGUUGAGAGUUGGGUUCUUAGGAAGGAUGAGGAUGAGAAGAGUGUUUUGAUUAAGGAGAAGGAUAAAAUGGAGGACGGGGUGAGGAAACGAAAGACAGAAGCGAAGGUCGAGAUCUAAGCAAAUACCGUAAUGCUAUAAUAAUUAAACACAAGAGAAUGAGGAAGCCAGCUUCUUACUGAGAAAUGCGACAUUCCCUUCGCAUCGAUACUGAGGCCUUGUUCACGGCAAUUGACAAGUUCGACAUGGCCAUAAUCUUACCUGGACAAUAUCAUGAUCAUGAUUUCG
Molecule: messenger RNA, 1182 nt
Organism: Fusarium redolens
Lineage: Eukaryota; Fungi; Ascomycota; Sordariomycetes; Hypocreales; Nectriaceae
Product: endoplasmic reticulum-based factor for assembly of V-ATPase-domain-containing protein
Exons: 2
Coding region: 190-1014 (274 amino acids)
Biological process (GO): vacuolar proton-transporting V-type ATPase complex assembly
Cellular component (GO): endomembrane system
Source: RefSeq, a predicted model, not a curated record